CAGAGAAAGAUGUCAACUGCAGUUGGCUGCCCCAAAGCUUCCCCCCUCUCACAGAACUGACCCAUUUUACUUUUCAAGACCUGAGGCCUCAGAACCAUAGGAACACAUCGCCCCUGCCGCGCGACUGUCAUCUCCUGCUGCUCUCUGUCUUCAAACAUUGUCGUCAGAUGUGGCUAUCUCAAGCUCUCACUUCGAUCUUCCCCAAUAUAUCGGACAAUUUCAGGAAUAGCGUCCCCCCUGAAGACCAUCUAAAUGAUGACUUCAGUUUCGACACCUCCGGGCUGUACCCAAAGACGUCGUGGGAGCUGCCAGUGUUCCUAAUGCAGCCCUUGACCCGCAUCGCUUUGUGUUUCCCGGAAUUUGUUCAGUUAACUCUUCGGCCCACAGCAGCUUUUAUGAAUCUCUCGAGCAACAUCCAUUGCUGGGCGGCAGGUAUCUGGAAUGACGGUGUCCAAGAGAACCUGAGAGAUAACGUACAUCCAAGGUACAGCUUCCAGAUCAUCUGGGAUCUGAACGAAUUUGAAAAACAUGAGCUGUCGUCCGUUGUGUUCUUUUUUGGAGAUGGCCGCUGGCUUGUAUGGGCAGGGGAGGUAACUCGGUUUCCUGGCUGUGUUUGGCGGGAAACACACAACAUCGUGGUAUUAGACCCUUGCUGUUCGAUGUCUGUACUGGAGUCUGCCUGUUCGGGGUUAUUCCAAAGUCUAAGUCAGCGUGUGUCGCGAGAGUGUCUUACAAACAAUAAAAAGUCUAGGGAAAAAUGGUAUCCAGGUGUGUGCGAUUUUUUCCAGAAUUAUCUGAGAAACACACGAGUGUUAUCUCUAAGAGAAAGUAUGCGCAACUUGGCUGGUACUAUGCAAUACUUUAUCCUCACGCCGGCCCGUGAUCGAUUGCUUCUUGGUAUUUCUGCUCACGAUCCAAUAACGUGGGACUGUGAGGAUGAGGGUGCAAUGGACUAUUCGUCGUGCUCUACGUGUGAAGAUGUAGCCGGUUCAAAUUUCUUCAUAUGCAAUUCAACGAGGUCAAAGAUGCUGGAUGUGGACAGUACACUCAUGGAAGCAGAAGACACAAACUCCAACUUCACCACAAAUAUGUGUUUCAGGUUGUCACAUCCCACAAAUUUAUCCUGGUCAACAUGUGAAGAAAUGGUAGAUCAAGAUUCAAACUUUACAACACCGAUCGGGGCAACUUCUUCAAACAAUUUGUUGUUUCUACUGGAGUCUCUGUACUUGCCAAAGUACGCAGUCGGUACUUUUCAAGACAUCCACAGCUGCCUUAAACAAGCCUUGACACAUGCCUUUCACAGCGACCUGUUCCAUUUCUUGACUGAUUACAAGUGCCACAACAUACUCUGUGCGGGCUGUCAAAAAGCCUGGUUUCCGUCCGCCACUCGAACAGCUGAGUGCAUGAGCCGAUUCAGUGCUGUAGAGUUUUCACAUUCCGAACACACGUUGGACGUGGUUCCCUUCAUUCCGUUUGAGAUGUGGCCUAUCCAUCUUAUCACCCAAGCGACUCUUGAAGUCAAAGCCUUAACUGAUAUGUUAAGACCAGUGACACUGACGUCUUCACAGUCUCAUCUCGUUCAGUCUAGAGACAAAGACUUUCUAAAGGCGGCUGGUUGCUCCUGACUUGAUAACUUUACCGUGUACAAAGUGUGUGUGAAUAUGAAGAAUUAGAUAGAUUACAAAGCCUUUUGUCCUGAAAUUUGACACCUAAAUAGAAAUGUAACUGGGGAGGACAGCAGAUUUUGAAUACGGUACAUUCAUUUAAUGUAGUCUCUGC
Molecule: messenger RNA, 1779 nt
Organism: Aplysia californica (California sea hare)
Lineage: Eukaryota; Metazoa; Mollusca; Gastropoda; Aplysiida; Aplysiidae
Molecular function (GO): protein binding
Source: RefSeq, a predicted model, not a curated record